Oryctolagus cuniculus (rabbit) is the source of this 1586-nucleotide messenger RNA. RefSeq names its product amine sulfotransferase. Gene Ontology annotation, molecular function: sulfotransferase activity. The record is from RefSeq and is a predicted model, not a curated record. Lineage: Eukaryota; Metazoa; Chordata; Mammalia; Lagomorpha; Leporidae.
AGCUGAGCUGCUUGCUCAUUCUCUACAACUUCAGUCAUUGGCUGAAACAAACUCUAUGGGGAAUAUUUAUUUCUGAGCAGUGCAUCAGUCCCAAUCAUCCCUAAAAUCCUACCAGAGGUGAUUUUACUUGCUCAGUUGAUCUACAACGGUGAGAAAUUAUGGAGAUUUCAAGAUUAUCUAUAAUCAACUUUAAGGGCUAUAAUUUCUCAUCUAAUGUUGAUAUGGACCUAUUAAAAAAUGUAGAAAACUUUGAAAUUAGAGAUGAUGAUGUUUUCAUAAUCACGUAUCCCAAAUCAGGUACAAUCUGGGCUCAGCAACUACUAAGCUUGAUUUAUUUUGAGGAACAUCGUAAUGGAACAGAAAACUUGGAAACAAUAUAUAGAGUCCCUUUCUUUGAAUACUCUAAACGAGUAAUGGACAUGAGAAACAGACCAUCUCCACGCCUCUUCUGUUCCCAUAUUCCAUAUUAUUUGGCACCCAAGAAUCUGAAGAACAAAAAAGCUAAAGUUAUUUAUAUCUACAGAAAUCCUAAGGAUGUGUUGGUAUCAUAUUUUUAUUUUACAAAUUGGAUAAACAUAGAUGAACCUACAGACACCAUAGAACAUUGUAUGGAAAAGUUUCUAGAAGGAAAAGUGGUGGGAAGCCUCUGGUUUGAUCACAUCAGAGGCUGGUAUGAACACAAACAUGAUUUCAAUAUUCUGUUCAUGAUGUAUGAAGAUAUGAAGAAGGAUCUCAGAAGCUCAGUGCUUAAAAUCUGCUCAUUUCUUCAGAAAGAACUGAGUGAAGAAGAUGUGGAUGCUGUUGUGAAUCAGGCUACAUUUGAGAAGAUGAAGUCUCUUCCACAAGCAAACUAUACUAAUAUUAUGAAAAGUCGGAUUGAGAUGAGACACCAGGAUGGACAUUUCAUGCGCAAAGGCAGAAUGGACAGUGAGAGAGAGAGAGAGAGAAAGGUCUUCCUUUGCCGUUUGUUCAUGCUCCAAUGGCCGCCGCGGCUGGCGCUCUGCAGCCGGCGCACCGCGCUGAUCCAAUGGCAGGAGCCAGGUAAAAUUGGAGAUUGGAAACAUCAUUUGACUGUGGAGCAGAAUGAAAGAUUUGACAAAAUAUUCCAGACAAAGAUGAAAGAUAUUCCCUUGGAAUUUAUCUGGGAUUGAAUGAAUAGAACUGUAAUCACAUUGAAAAUUAAUCUAACUUGUCACUUUCAUUCAAUUAUUAAUUAUACCAAUGUAUUAAUAAAUAUAAUGAAUAAAAAGUUCUUAGUAGUAGUAAUUGUCAUGAGUUCCACGGGAAAAUAAUUGAAAAAAAAUUGACUCAUAUUUAAUUACUGAAACUGAGAAUUUAAACUCAGAAUAAAUCAGUCAUGAAAAUUUUCAAAAUUAAAAAAUUAAAUUGAUUUCAGAGAUAGCAUUAUUGCUCUGCAUAAUAAUGGGUAAAAUAAAAAGCAUAACAUUGUCAUUCUGCAUAAUAAUGCAGUAAGUGCAAAUCAUAAUUCAAUAAUUGUAAAUGUCUGCAGAAAGUGUUCUGUGAUGCAUAUUUUUCUUUUUUAUCUAUAUUAAAGUAAGAAUCAAUAAAACAUAAAAAUUCCUUUA